AUGAAUACCUUCCUGCUCUCUGCACUGUGCCUCCUUGGGACCUGGGCUGUCCUGGCAGGGGGAGUCACCGUGCAGGAUGGAAAGUUCUCUUUUCCUCUGGAGUCAGUGAAGAAGCUCAAGGACCUCCGGGAGCUCCAAGAGUCCAGCACCUGGAAGAGCAGGAAGAGUGGUGGGCCCGUGGUUCCCCAAGUCUGCAGCCACCUGAAGUUUCCGGAAGAACUCAAGCCUCUCUGCAAGGAGACCGAUGCCCAGGAGAUCCUCCAUAGGCUGGAGGCCAUCGCCGAGGACCCGAGAUCGUGCGAGAUCUGUGCCUUCGCGGCCUGUGCCGGAUGCUAG
Odobenus rosmarus divergens (Pacific walrus) is the source of this 336-nucleotide messenger RNA. RefSeq names its product guanylate cyclase activator 2A (guanylin) (gene GUCA2A). Gene Ontology annotation, cellular component: extracellular region. The transcript is spliced from 3 exons. Gene Ontology annotation, molecular function: guanylate cyclase activator activity. Bases 1 to 336 code for a protein of 111 amino acids. The record is from RefSeq and is a predicted model, not a curated record. NCBI's taxonomy places the organism in Eukaryota, Metazoa, Chordata, Mammalia, Carnivora, Odobenidae.